Motacilla alba alba is the source of this 1948-nucleotide messenger RNA. Its product is annotated as Golgi apparatus membrane protein TVP23 homolog B-like. NCBI's taxonomy places the organism in Eukaryota, Metazoa, Chordata, Aves, Passeriformes, Motacillidae. Gene Ontology annotation, biological process: vesicle-mediated transport; protein secretion. The record is from RefSeq and is a predicted model, not a curated record. Bases 71 to 685 code for a protein of 204 amino acids. Gene Ontology annotation, cellular component: Golgi membrane. The transcript is spliced from 7 exons.
GUCACGGCACGCGCUGCGAUUGGUCCGCGGCCGUGACGCGCGCGGCGGGGCGGAAGUGGCGGCUGCGACCAUGGACAGCAGUGAUGACAUUGAAGACGUGUCUCUCUUCGAUGCAGAUGAUGAUGCAUCCAGGAGAUCCAAAAAGUCAAAAAUAAGGCACCCAGUGGCAUCGUUUUUCCACUUAUUCUUCCGAGUCAGUGCCAUCGUUGUUUACCUGCUCUGUGAGCUCUUAACCAGCAGCUUCAUUGCCUGCAUGGUGAGCAUCAUCCUCCUCCUGUCCUGUGACUUCUGGGCUGUAAAGAACGUCACGGGGCGGCUCAUGGUUGGCCUUCGCUGGUGGAACCAGGUGGAUGAUGAUGGCAGGAGUCACUGGGUGUUUGAGGCCAGGAAGGUGUCAGCACAAGGGGGUAAGGCCUCAUCUGAGGCAGAGUCCCGAAUUUUCUGGCUCGGCCUGAUCACCUGCCCUAUGAUCUGGGUGAUCUUUGCCUUCAGUGCUCUGUUCUCUUUCAAAGUGAAGUGGCUGGCCGUGGUGGUGAUGGGGGUGGUGCUGCAGGGAGCCAACCUCUACGGCUACGUCAGGUGUAAGGUGGGCAGCAGGAAGAACCUGACCAGCAUGGCAACCAGCUACCUGGGGAAGCAGUUCCUGCGGCAGACCGUGGCCACAGAGGACCAAGCGGCAUCCUGAGUGUGGGGGGAGCCUCCAGCAGGCUGCAUUCCCAGCAGCGACCAGCAGAGAAGUUGCUCUGACCAAUCUGGGAGCUGCACACAAGGUGUGAAUCAAAAGAAGUAAAUAAAUUCUGCAAGACUUGAGGUUAACACUCCUGGCAACUUAUAUUCCAUUUUCCAUAUUCUAGCAGUUUGUGUUUCAGUCUUCUCUUUAGUUUGAUUUACAAGAAUUAAUUUGCUUAAACUUUAAAUUAAAAGGUAGCCUGAGUGGGUUUCAUAGAGGUUUAGAACUACUGGAUGAGUUUAAAAAAUUGUUGGAGAUUCUUUGGAAAAGCCAUGUAGGAGCUGAGCCUGGGAGCCCUCCUGCUCCUGCAGCGCUCGUGCCUGGUGCUUUCAGCUGUGGGCCUGCAGGCUUUGCUCUUGGGGGUUGUUGCUGCAUCUGCCACAGUUUGAGGGGUGAUUUCCGGCCCUGCAUCCCUCGCUGUGUGACUGGAAUGGCUCUGAGGGCUGCAGUGAGGGGCAUCUGGAGCAAACGGAGCUGCUGGGAAGGCCCCUGGAGUCCCUUGGCAGCUGCAGAAGGUGACCUGUGAGCAGGCUCUGGCUUCUGCAGCCCUCACAGACCCGGGGAACGUGCUGAAGCCCCGGAUCUGGGGGAUCCCUGCAGGCCUGGCUGGCUGGAGAGUGGAAGAGCAGAAGCAGUUUCCAGGGAAGGCUGCAGCCCUGUGAGAGCAGCCCCUGCGUGCCUGGCUGUCACACUGGGGCCAUGGGGUGUCCUGGAGGGGACCCUGGGGCCGUGGGGUGUCCUGGAGGGGACCCUGGGGCCAUGGGCUGUUCCUCAGGCCAGCAGGGCGUGGGGAUGGGAGCUCCCUGGCACAGGGUGGCACUGGCAGCGUGUCACCCUCCUGCAGAGCAGCUCUGUGCUGUCGCUGAGCGGGGGAGAGCCUGUGUGGGGUGGCAGUGCUCAGUGGGGUGGCAGAGGUGGGCUCUGAGCUCGUCCCUGCAGGGGGAACAGCUCCUUCUCUGGGGCUCUGCCCCUGAGCUUGUGCUGCCACUGCAGCAGGUGCUGGGCGUGCUGGGGCAGGAGCUGGGAAUGAAGGAUGUGCAUGAUGGUUUCCUUUAUCUCCUGUUUGCUGUGGCUUGUGGGGUUGCCUUUCCUGGUUCCUCUCCCCGUGCUCUGCAGUACUGGCAGCUGCACUUUUGUUGAACUCUGGAUCGAUACCUUCCUUUUGUAAACACGUAUUUAUAAAAUCUUGAAAUUAAAAUGCUGCUUUGUUUAACCGGC